AUGCAGACUGAACUCGCUCACCUCUUGCACUCGACACCCUCAAAAAUACAAGUGCUUAUUGAUGGGCUGCCGGGCGACCAAGUUAACGUCGCGUACAUGAGACGCAUGAAAGAAAACCUGGCACUAGCUAAGAAGAAACCUUAUGAUUGGAUUGUGAUUAUGGGGGGGACAAAUGAUUUGGGUUGGGGCCAACAAGCCGAUGUGAUCUUCGACAAUCUUAAGUCUAUUUGGAGUACAGCACUUGAGAGUGGGGCAAGUAUACUUGCUCUCAAUAUCAUUGAGACUGCCCGCGCAAGCGACAGAAUGGUUGCGAAGAGACGUGAACUCAACGAACAUAUUCUCAACCACCAAGCGAACCGAUUCUACGCCUUCGAUCUCUGGAGUGUGAUCAGGUACACAGGUGUGGAUAAGGAAACCCGUGCUCGCAUCUGGGAUGAUGGCCUCCACCUCACGGAAGAAGGCUACAACAUAAUGGGCAAGGCAGUCGCCGCUCGACUUUUUGAAAUCAUACAAGGUCUCUCGUCCGGCGACCCUAGUCCGGCGCAGGUUGGGCAACAAAUGACAAGCGAAAAGUGA
This is a messenger RNA of Bacidia gigantensis, 576 nucleotides long. RefSeq lists its product as uncharacterized. The record is from RefSeq and is a predicted model, not a curated record. The transcript is spliced from 4 exons. Gene Ontology annotation, molecular function: phosphatidylcholine lysophospholipase A1 activity. Bases 1 to 576 code for a protein of 191 amino acids. NCBI's taxonomy places the organism in Eukaryota, Fungi, Ascomycota, Lecanoromycetes, Lecanorales, Ramalinaceae.